Molecule: messenger RNA, 3149 nt
Organism: Urocitellus parryii (Arctic ground squirrel)
Lineage: Eukaryota; Metazoa; Chordata; Mammalia; Rodentia; Sciuridae
Gene: Pcsk9
Product: proprotein convertase subtilisin/kexin type 9
Biological process (GO): proteolysis
Molecular function (GO): serine-type endopeptidase activity
Source: RefSeq, a predicted model, not a curated record
GGUUGUUCAACAUCGUUCGAGGGAGCGGAGAAGGCAUGGUUGACAGGUGGCCAGGCAGACCCCGGAAACACUAGUGAGAGAAUGCGGUCUCUUGGGUCCCCAGCAGUUGGAACGCAAAUCGCCCUGAUGGGCACCGGCAGCUCUACGCGGCCAUGGUGGCCACUGCCAUCGCUGCUGCUGCUGCUACUGUUCCUGAGCCCCGCGAACGCCCAUGCCCAGGAGGACGAGGACGGCGACUAUGAGGAGCUGGUACUCGCCUUUCCCUCCGAGGAGGACGGCCCAGGCGAAUCGUCCCCGCACAUGUCCACUGCCACCUUCCAUCGCUGCGCCAAGGAUGCCUGGAGGUUGCCGGGCACCUAUGUGGUGGUGCUGGGGGAGAGAAGCCACCGAUGGCAGACAGAACGUGUGGCCCGACGUCUGCAGGCCCAGGCAGCCCGCCGGGGUUACCUCACUAAGGUCCUGCAUCUCUUCCACGACCUCUUUCCCGGCUUCCUGGUGAAGAUGAGCAGUGACCUGCUGGACCUGGCCCUGAGGUUGCCCCAUGUUGAGUACAUCGAGGAAGACUCCUCUGUGUUUGCCCAGAGCAUCCCAUGGAACCUGGAGCGGAUCAUCCCUGCACACUACCAGGCCACGGAACAAAGAGCCCCCCAUGGAGGUGGCCUAGUGGAGGUUUAUCUCUUGGACACCAGCAUCCAGAGCAGCCACCGGGAAAUCGAGGGCAGGGUCACUGUCACCGACUUUGAGAAUGUACCUGAGGAGGAUGGGACACGCUUCCACAGACAGGCUAGCAAGUGCGACAGCCACGGCACUCACCUGGCAGGGGUGGUCAGCGGCCGGGAUGCUGGUGUGGCCAAGGGUGCCAACCUGCGCAGCCUGCGCGUGCUCAACUGCCAGGGGAGGGGCACUGUCAGCAGCACCCUCAUAGGCUUGGAGUUUAUUCGGAAAAGCCAGCUGGCCCAGCCCGUGGGGCCGCUGGUGGUGCUGCUGCCCCUAGUGGGUGGCUACAGCCGGGUCCUCAAUGCUGCCUGCCGGCACCUGGCAAGGACUGGAGCGGUGCUGGUGGCCGCUGCGGGCAACUUCCGGGAUGAUGCCUGCCUUUACUCCCCAGCCUCAGCUCCAGAGGUCAUCACAGUUGGGGCCACCAAUGCCCAGGACCAGCCAAUGACCCUGGGGACUUUGGGGACCAACUUUGGCCGCUGUGUGGACCUCUUUGCCCCAGGAGAGGACAUUAUUGGUGCCUCCAGUGACUGUAGCACUUGCUUCGUGUCACAGAGUGGGACAUCACAGGCUGCUGCCCAUGUGGCUGGCAUUGUGGCCAUGAUGCUGACAGCUGAGCCCGAGCUGACCCUGGCCGAGCUGAGGCAGAGACUGAUCCACUUCUCUGCUAAAGAUGUCAUCAACAAGGCCUGGUUCCCUGAGGACCAGCGGGUACUGACUCCUAACCUGGUGGCUGCACUGCCCCCCAGCACCAAUUCAGCAGGAGGACAGCUGUACUGCAGGACGGUGUGGUCAGCACACUCAGGGCCCACACGGACAGCCACAGCCAUGGCCCACUGUGCCCCAGGCGAGGAGCUGUUGGGCUGCUCCAGUUUCUCCAGCAGCGGGAAGCGGCGGGGCGAGCACAUCGAGACCCGAGGGAGCCGGCAUGUCUGUCUGGCCCUUAAUGCUUUUGGAGGUGAGGGUGUCUACGCCGUUGCCAGGUGCUGCCUGCUACCCCAGUCCAACUGCAGUGUCCACACAGCUCCUCCAGCCAGGGCGGAUAAGGAGACCCGUGUCCACUGCCACCAAGAGGGCCAAGUCCUCACAGGCUGCAGCUCUCACUGGGAGAUAUCAGAUAUUGGCACCCACAGACGACCUGGGCAGAGGCCUGGAGGGCAGUCUGACCAGUGUGUGGGCCACAAGGAGGCCAGCGUCCAUGCUUCUUGCUGCCAUGCCCCAGGCCUGGAGUGCAAAGUCAAGGAUCAUGGGGUCCUGGGCCCUGCAGAGCAGGUCACUGUGGCCUGUGAAGAGGGCUGGACCCUGACUGGCUGCAAUGCUCUCCCGGGGGCCUCCCCCAUCCUGGGAGCCUAUGCGGUGGACAACACGUGUGUGGUGAGGAGCUGCGACAUGGACACUGCAGGCAGGACCAGUGAGGAGGCCACAAUAGCCACUGCCAUCUGCUGUCGGAGCCAGCCCCCAGGCCAGGCCUCCCAGGAGCUACAGUGAAAGCCCAGGCCAGCAUGGAUGCCCGGGUGGGGGCCAGGGACUGGGUGCUAAGUGGAUGAAACAGCUCUACCAGCCUGGCCCUGCUGGCACUGGCCAGGGGUGGGGUGCUCCUUGCUUGGGAGAACUCAGCAUCUCUCCCUGGACCUUCCUCCCCAUGGAGGUGCAGGGAAGUCCCUCCUUCACUGGGGGAGCAGAGAUGGCCUUUAAUACAUCAUUAAAGCGGGUUAAGUUGUGCUCGGCUCUGCCAGCUGCUCCCAAGGUAUCACCCCCCCUUCAUGGCAGUUACCUUCUAGAGCUCUCUUGCUGGUGCCAGGCCCUCAGUCCUCCCUUGGGGGCUGGAUGGGGCCAAGUAUCAGCCUGGGGCAGCGAGGGUGAGGAUGUUGGGGGUCCUUUACUGCCUGCUCUCUUUAGAGAAGCCCCUGGGGUCCCUGAGGAAUAAGGGUCAUAUCCCACAUGUUCUGGGGAUGGGAGUGGAGUGAGGUUCAGGCAGAGGGUGGAGACAGAGGCUCCUGGUUAACACAGGCCAUGCCUCAGCUUCUUCCAGCCGCCCUUACUGUGCUCCGUCUUAGACUUUGUAACUGCCCAGGAUCACCUGCAGUGAGCCACCACCCCAGGACCAGCUUUUCAAUUUGCAGUGGAGGGCCACAUGAUACAUGCCCCCUCAUCAGACCCCCUCUACUGCCCUGCACUGGCACUCCUACUUUAUGAAGGAAGACACUGGAAAUGAAGGUGGGAGUACCUGCCAGCCUUACACAGCCAGGAAGUGAAGUGGUACCAGGAUAUGAACCCAGAGCCAUCUGGCUAGAAGCCAAGCCUGUUUUUGGUGUACCAGGCUGGGCUCCUCAAUUUUAUAGAUAACAGUGAGGCUACAAAGGUGAAGGUGUCUGCACCCUGCUUGCUGUGGAUAAGGGCCUCCACUGUGGCCUGGUGUGGAGGUCAGUCAA